Molecule: messenger RNA, 1167 nt
Organism: Penicillium longicatenatum
Lineage: Eukaryota; Fungi; Ascomycota; Eurotiomycetes; Eurotiales; Aspergillaceae
Exons: 1
Coding region: 1-1167 (388 amino acids)
Source: RefSeq, a predicted model, not a curated record
AUGGAUCAACUCGCCUUCAAUUUCAGCCAGUUGAACCUCAAUCAAACCCAUCUUGAAAACCAAGAUGAAGUAUACCCCCAUCAAGAACCAUCUCACCAAGCAGAAGAACCCCUUCCAAUGUACCCCAUCGGCGUUGUCGACGAUACAAAUCUAUCAUCGCCUUUAUCAAGCAAUCCGCCAACCCUUUUCUCCGUUCCUAGUGUCUCGUCAAAUCCCACUGAAGUUUCGCCAUCACCAUCCCCAAAUAGCCUGAACACAUUGCUGAAUGGUCUUCUAACAGAAUCGGCAUACCUGACCCACCCCAACCUCUGCCAAAUCCGCCAAAUCGCCCGAUCAACUGAUGCAGCCGCAGCAUUCGUUGGAAAGUUUCUAUACAACAAUAGACGCUUCCACUACGAGCUUGAAACUGCCUUCCUGGGGCCCUAUCGUGAUGCUCAGCGCGGACGAAAAACCCCGCUGAACAAGCUAGUUCCAAUUACCGGAUGGCCGGAUGAGGAACCAGAUGUCAUCACUGGCGCAAUUCUGGAUGAUUGUCCUGGAUGUUUUGAUUGGAUUUGCAGACGCCUUCCUGGCAUGGACUGCUAUGGAUGCAACGUGUAUGGGUGGACAUAUGCCGCUAUUGCGGUUUAUGCUCGUUCGGUCCAGAUACUCGAGUACAUGUUUGCGUGGGACGAGCCUCUCGGUACGAUGGAUCUGAUUAUGUGUAUGCGGGCAAACGCGUUUCAGAUGACUCCUGUUCCGACGCCUUUGUCAUUCGUGGCCCGGCGAGGUGAUUUGCAGUUUCUGGAAUGUCUGCUUGAGUUAUGGAAGCCUCGCCCUGAGACUAAGAUCCGGAAGGGUCUUUCUUCUGUGGACAAGUAUUUUCUCUGUACGUUUGUUACUGAAGUUGUUGCCGUCCGACUUGCGGAGGUGGGAUUUCCUAUUCACGAUACCGUUCUCUCUGAUCUAGAUCAAUCUCGACCCUCUACCAUAUUUGCGACUGCUUGGCAUGCUGCUGUGUACAAUGGACCUGGCUUUUUGGAUUACCUGGAGAGGUCUUCGAAGAUCUCUAAAAUUACUUCGGACGUGAACGGCGAAUCCCCCCUUCAUUAUGCAAGGCGAGCUAAACGAGUUGAUUCUGUACUCUGGUUGACACAGCAUGGUGGUGUACCUGGGACUCUUCGAUAG